AGUGCGGCACUUUCGCUCCCUUUGCCGAGCGCCUGAGCGUCGGACGACGCUCGUUGACGCUGAGGAGAAGCCUGAGCUGGAGCCUGGUACCGCUCGCCAUGCUGAGUUCCCAGGCAUCAGAAUCCGCGAACGUAUCGAUAUAUUACGGGAGCCGUUGAAGGUCAGUGUUUCUUUCCGCUGUAUCCGCCGUCGUCCGUGUCGUUCUCGGAUGCGUAGUCGCGGGGGUCGACGGCAGUAGAUAUUCGGAGGCGAUUGUCGAGGUGUCUGAGACGCUCGAGUUUGUUCUCUCCUUUCGGCGGUGACUUGCGGUCGGAGCAAUUAGCAGUCAAUUUUUCACGCUCUGAAGCUCACUGUCUUUUCGAUUUGGCUUUGAGCGCCGGAAUACGAACCACUCGAGAAUCCUCCGUUGGGAAGAACUCGACAGCAGCUUUGUUGUGUUCUCCACGGGAAUCUAUUGCUGUUGCGGCCGCCGAGAUGACGGAUUGUUCAGUGCCUAGUCCGCCUAGUGCCUGUUGGAGGUGAACGAGUACUUCACGCUUACUACAACCGUCGAUUUCUUCCCCCAGCAAGAGUUUUCUCCUAGAAGAACACCUGAUUGUCGUGAAAUUCUGAAGGUUUUUUUUAGCGCACUGCUUUCUCCCGCAGCUGGUAGAGCACUCACGUCGAAACAGUGGUGAAGUAACAGCGACUGCCGUACGGCCGAUCCAAGUUGGAAAUGUCCUUUUUGACAGACAUUUAUAAUUUUGAGGGUUACUUCUUCAGCUUUCGUUACUCCGAGUGUGCUCCUAGUUGUCAAGUUAAAACUUCCUCAUAUGCCCGUGGAAAGAACCUAAAAUCCCACAGCCAUAGUGGUGCAAUAUUUUGAAGCCUAUUUCGAUCCCCCGAAAGUCUCGACUGGUUUUUACGCCACUUUAAGGAGGCCUGAGAUCUAAGGGUAGUGAGGUACAACUCGGUAUCAGCAAAUCGCUCCCGCGAUUGAAGGAUGUUCAAUAAACUAUUUGGCAAACCGAAGGCGAAAAGCAAAGAUGGAAAGCCUAGCGUCAAGACUGUGGCGACUGCAGUCUCAUCAAUGGAGAAAAUUGGAGAAAACCUUGACAUGCUCGAGAAGAAAGAGCAGAUUUUGCAGCGGAAAAUCGCAGCAGAGUUGCAGAAGGCUACGGAGUAUUCAAAAGCGAAGAACAAGAGAGCUGCGAUAAAUUGCCUGAAGAAGAAAAAGCUAUUCGAAGCUCAAGCUGAGCAGCUCGCUGCAUACCAACUCCGGCUGCAUGAUCAGAUGAUUUUGCUAGAAGGUGCUAAAGCGACAACCGACACUGUCGAUGCCCUUCGUAGUGGUGCUGUUGCGAUGAAGGCAAUUCAGAAGCAAACCAAUAUAAUCGACGUCGACAGAACUAUGGAGGAUAUAAGUGAGCAGCAGGACAACAUGAAACAGAUACAGGAUGCUUUAGCAGCACCAGUGGGAGUAGCCGCCGAUUUUGAUGAUGAUGAAUUGGAAGCAGAGCUCGAAGAAUUGGAAGGCACGGACUUGGAUGAACAACUUCAUGAAUCGAUGUCCAACGUCUCCGUCCAUCAACAGCCUUUUAUGUCGAGUCCGGAGGCUUCGAAUCCAGUUCCAACGCCUUCCGUCCGAACUCAACCUCAAAAGACCCCAGUCCACACCCGUUCAGAGGAUGAUGAGCUUGCGGCCUUACAAAAAGAAAUGGCCCUGUAAAAUUGAGAGUGAGUAAGAUCCUCCCAUUCUUACUGCAGUCAGCUCUUGCUCUCCGUGUUAAACAGUUUUAUCCUUUCACCUUAGAAGGAAGAGGAAAAGCUGCUUGCCUGUACAAUUUUGCUGUAAUUAUAGUCUAUAACGAGCGGGUCUAAAGGAAGAGUUAUUGCUCCGAAGGUUUCAUUAGCGAAGAGCAGUACUUGCUUCAACAGAGAGCUGGUGCACUAGGUGCCGUCUCGUUUAUCGAAUUGGUGAUUUUCGGCUGUGAGGUCUAGCCCAAUUUCGGGUUUCAAAGUCUCUUUAUGUGUAUAUUGAGAAAGUUGCAAAUAAAGCAUCCCUCUUGU
This is a messenger RNA of Marchantia polymorpha subsp. ruderalis, 2049 nucleotides long. Lineage: Eukaryota; Viridiplantae; Streptophyta; Marchantiopsida; Marchantiales; Marchantiaceae. The record is from the annotation of a GenBank genome assembly.